This is a messenger RNA of Parascedosporium putredinis, 468 nucleotides long. The record is from the annotation of a GenBank genome assembly. NCBI's taxonomy places the organism in Eukaryota, Fungi, Ascomycota, Sordariomycetes, Microascales, Microascaceae.
AUGCGCCCGUCCCUCCCAUCCCACAUUGCCGAAACGGAACGUUAUUGCUUGAGCUCCCAGCACAUGUUCCGGGGCACUCGCAUUAGCAUCCUUUCCCCGGAUAAGAACGGAGCAUGGGAUUUUUCGUUAGCCCUGACCGCCAGCUCCAAGGUCCGCCGCACAGCUUCGCCAAUCACCAAAGAGCACUCUCCCAAAAUCUUCAGACGACACACCAGUCGCAAGCUCGAGCUUUCCGUCCCCUCGAACACCCUCUCAAGUUUCCGCCCAUCACCGGUCAAUUCUCUCACCAUGGCGAAGAAAGCCAAAUCUCGCGUCGUAAUCGUGCGCCUGCUCUCCAUGGCCGCCACCGGCUUCUUCUAUAGCUUCCGCCGGAAGCGUACCGCGGGCCCCAUGAGCAUGCUCAAGUAUGAUCCUAUAGUUCGAAAACAUGUCCUCUUCCUUGAGCAGAAGCGGAAGGGCGCCAAAUAA